ACAAGAUAAGAGGUCUCGGUAUAACCCUGACGAUUUAAUAGACGCUACUACAUCGACGCUUUGAACUAAGGUCCGAAAAAUCAUGCUCGCCGCUCCCAAUCCGCGGUUCCUCGCUGGCCUCUGUCUAGUGGCACUGGCGAGCCGGAUCGCUGCUGAGGAUUCAGAGCAGCGGGGCCCGCAGAAGCCCAUUACGCUCCGCCAGUCUGGGGGCUUCACGAUAGGCGGCAAGAUCAUCCAUAACCCUUCGAACCCCAAUAUGACACUCUCUUGCGACCACGGCUACGUAGAGUACUUCACCCCGUGGACGCCGCGCAAGACGAGCAUCGUCAUGUGGCACAGCUCCAGCACCCAGACCUUCCAGAACCGCUGGGACGGCGGGGAGGGCUUCAAGGACAUGUUCCUGCGCCGUGACUACCCCGUCUACCUCUGGGAAGGGCCUCGCGUCGGCCGGGCCAACUGGGCCUGCAGCCCGACCUCGUACGCGCCAGACUACCGAGACCAAGGCAACUUUGUCGCCUGGAACUUUGGUCCCGUCUUCAAGGAGUGGUGGCCGGAUGUGCAGUUCCCGACGGCGAGCGAGUACGCCUGGCAGCAGGCCACGAACUCCCGGUACGUCGAGUACGACUCGGAGGCGAGCCUGAAUCUCGAGACGGACGCCGCCGCCAUCGCCGCCGAUUCGGGCAAGCUCGGCGAGGACAUCGUCUACCUCACCAACUCGGCGAGCGGCUGCGCGCCCAGAUGACGGCGGUCAAGAGCAACACGACCCAUAUCAAGGGCAUCGUCUGCUACGAGGGCUACGGCUACGUCUUCCCGGACGACGCGGGCAUCGAGCGUGGUGCUGGGCCAACCCUUUUGGCCCGAUCCUGGUCCCCUUGGAAGACUUCAAGAAGCUGGCUAAGAUACCUGCCAUCCAGUUCCUGUGGGGAGACCACAGGGACGAGGGCUUCACAUUUCUCAACCAGUCGAGGCAGGCGGCAGCCUUAAUCAACAAGUAUGGUGGCAACGCCCAAGUCAUCAAACUGGGCGAGGACAAGGGCAUUAAGGGGACCACCCACAUUGCGUUUGCAGAUUUGCACAACGAGAAGGUGGCUGGGCUCUUGGACGAGUUUCUCAGCGAGAACCGGCUAUCUGGUUAUCCGGCUCGUGGCUAGGAUAUUAUGUCUAUAUACAGUAUUGAGC
This is a messenger RNA of Parathielavia appendiculata, 1179 nucleotides long. RefSeq lists its product as uncharacterized. Bases 83 to 742 code for a protein of 219 amino acids. The record is from RefSeq and is a predicted model, not a curated record. Lineage: Eukaryota; Fungi; Ascomycota; Sordariomycetes; Sordariales; Chaetomiaceae. The transcript has a single exon.